Molecule: messenger RNA, 258 nt
Organism: Strongylus vulgaris
Lineage: Eukaryota; Metazoa; Nematoda; Chromadorea; Rhabditida; Strongylidae
Source: the annotation of a GenBank genome assembly
AUGGUCUGGAUUGCGGCGCGUACUCCAGCAUGUAUUUCUCCAGUGGGAAUAACGGGGUUUGACACGGGUGUUGACGAGCGAAAGAGAUGGUGUGGAAUGCGAGUCCCGUCUUCGUGUAGUAAUGUUGUCAGCGGAGCGCUAGUAGAGAAGGUCCCUGCGGUCCUUGUGCUGCUUCCAAAAGUUUUGAUUGCCGUAUCUUCGAAGAUCCUCUUGCAAAGGUUCUGCAACUGGUACUGGCUACCGUCGCUCGAGAUGUGA